Messenger RNA from Sphaeramia orbicularis (orbiculate cardinalfish), 1508 nucleotides. It is a transcript of the gene polr3f, whose product is annotated as polymerase (RNA) III (DNA directed) polypeptide F. The record is from RefSeq and is a predicted model, not a curated record. Gene Ontology annotation, cellular component: RNA polymerase III complex. NCBI's taxonomy places the organism in Eukaryota, Metazoa, Chordata, Actinopteri, Kurtiformes, Apogonidae. Bases 96 to 1046 code for a protein of 316 amino acids. Gene Ontology annotation, biological process: transcription by RNA polymerase III. The transcript has 9 exons.
ACGCCUGAUAACAGGAGCUGUAGGCUAAUAGAUUAAUAGCUAGUCGACAUUUCAGACACAAAAUUAAGGAAAAGUGUGAAUAAAGGAGUAAAACCAUGUCGGAGGUGAAAGUGAAAAAGGAGAAGAACGUGUCGGACCCGGUGGAGGUUGAAAACAGGAUCCGAGAGCUGUGUCAGCAGUUUCCACAUGGCAUCACAGACCAGGUGAUCCAGAACGACAUGCCUCACCUGGAACCUCAGCAGAGGGCGGCUGCCAUUAACAAGCUGCUGUCACUGGGUCAGCUGGACCUGCUGAGGAACAGCUCAGGCCUGUUGUACAGAAUGAAAGAUGCUCAGAGCGCCAGUAAGAUGAAGGGCUCUGACAACCAGGAGAAGCUGGUUUACCAGAUCAUCGAAGAUGCCGGAAACAAAGGAAUUUGGAGCAGAGACAUCAGGUUUAAGAGUAACCUCCCUCUGACGGAGAUCAACAAAAUCCUGAAGAACCUGGAGAGCAAGAAACUCAUCAAGGCUGUGAAGUCUGUGGCUGCGUCGAAGAAGAAGGUGUACAUGUUGUACAACUUGCAGCCGGACCGCUCAGUGACCGGCGGCGCCUGGUACAGUGACCAGGACUUUGAGUCUGAGUUUGUUGAAGUUCUGAACCAGCAGUGCUUCAAGUUCCUGCAGACCAAGGCGGACAUGUCAAGGGACAGUAAACAGAGUCCGAUGGUGCAGAGAAACAGCUCUUUCGCCACCUCACACGAAGUCUGGAAGUACAUCUGUGAGCUAGGCAUCAGCAAGGUGGAUCUGUCCAUGGAUGACAUCGAGACCAUCUUGAACACGCUGAUCUACGACGGGAAGGUGGAGAUGACUGUGAUUGCGGCCAAAGAGGGGACAGUGGGCAGUGUGGACGGACAGAUGAAGCUGUAUCGUGGCGUCAACCCAGUCAUCCAACCCACCGGCCUUGUAAAGACACCCUGCGGACUCUGUCCGGUGUUUGAUGACUGUCAUGAAGGAGGUGAGAUCUCUCCGUCCAACUGCAUCUACAUGACUGAGUGGUUGGAUUUCUGACUGAAGCUCCUCAUUGUCUCUUUUCUCUAUGAUGAAAAGGAUUUAUUUUGCAAAUAGUUCUGCUUUUUUCUGUAUUUAUAAGAAAGUUUAAUAAAUGUGUGAAUGACAAAUAGAGGUCUGAAACAUGUUUACUGUCAGUAUUUCACCUGGACCUUCAGUCUAUGUAGGUGUUUGUUCUUAGUGUUUUGCUUUUCACUUUUCUCCACUUAUUUUCAGUGCUGAUGGAUCAUUUCUCCUCAGAUAUUUUUGAGGUUCACUUAGUGUUUGGUGUGAAGGUGAAUGUGUUAGAGUAGGACACUGUAACAUUCACAGAAUUAAUACAAGUGACUGAUGGAAAUGUGCAUGAAAGGACUUGUUCCUGGUUCAUUAUUUUCUCUAAACUCCUGAUGUGAAAGAUGGUGAAGUUCUGUUGCAAGUGUUUGUACAAGGUCAGACUGAACAGAACAAAGUGAAGUGGAUCAA